UAAAUACUUUAUAAACACAAAUUAUAAAUGACAUUAGCCUCGAAUAUUUUUUUCAAAAAAUAAUCAUUUCGAUAUAAAAUUAAUGGGCGGACUAAAAUUAACGUGAUACCGGUCCCAAACGUACCGGCAUAUGUGAGACUGCUAGUGCUAGAGAGUCACCAGUGUGACCAGUACCACCACCCCACCACUCCACCAGUGACCAGCGGCAGCCAGUAGUCACUACUCACAGUCUCACUUCACUUCACUAGUGAUAGUCAGUACUCAGUACUCAGCAGUCACUCAGGUCAGUCAGUCUCACUCUCAACCCUCACAUUAGAUCACACAGCUCAGUAGUCAGUAUGGUGGGAAGCUUUGCUAGAAGAAAUAAUAUAAUUCAAGAUUAACAAAUAUCAGAAUAAUCAAACAGAGAUUUAGCGAACAAAAAAGAAUUAGUUCAACUAGAUCUACCUAUUUGAACUACUGCUGCCAUAAACAUUUGAAAAAGUGGUUCAACUAAGCAUACCUGUAGUACAACCAGCUAUCUUUUCUCUAACUCCGACCUCAGGGAGCUCACAGCGCUAAAAUGAAGAAAUACUCCUGUUCUAUCUGCAACAAACAAGUAGGGAAUCUGAAGACUCACAUGAGAACCCAUACACUGGAGAAACCCUACCCUUGUGAUCAGUGUGAGAAAAGGUGCGAUCAACUAUCUAAUUUAAAAACGCAUAUUCAUCUAGUGCAUGGAGACACAAAUGAGCGCCCGUAUAAGUGUGACAUCUGUGGGAAUUCGUUCAGAAUGAAGAAUACUCUAAAACUUCACAUAAAAACCCACAUACAAGAGAAAAGCUUUAGCUGUAUGGAAUGUGAUAAAGAGUUUCGAACCGAAUCAAAUCUUAAGAAUCACAUGACCACCCAUUUAGGUGAAAAGAGUCAUAAAUGUGAGACAUGCGGAAAAUCAUUUGCAAGAAAUGACACUUUGACCAUGCAUGUUAGAACACACACCGGAGAAAAACCGUAUCACUGUGAUAUUUGUGAUACAAAUUUCAGCACUAACAGUUAUCUCAUUGUUCAUAAAAGAACCCACAAUAAUACCAGGCUAUACAAAUGUGAUAUCUGCCAAAAAGAAUUUACGCAGAGCAGUCACUUACAUACUCACAUGAAAGGUGUUCACCUGCAGCUUAAACCAUUUCCAUGUAGCGUCUGCCAAAAGGGGUUUACCUCAUUAUCUAUAGUAAAGAAUCACAUGAAAUCCCAUACUGGAGAAACAUCUUGUGAAUGUGCUCUGUGCGGAAAAUCGUUUGCUCGGGUUCGAUCAUUGAAGAACCACAUAAGUUCAGUACACGAAGGCAGGAAGGAUUUCAAAUGUAAUAUCUGUGAGAAACUGUUUUGCCGACAGGAUGUUUUGGCAGCACAUGCAAGAAUUCACACAGGAGAACUUCCCUAUGGAUGUAAACAAUGUGGAGAAAGGUUUAGAAGACUGGACUACUUAAAAGAGCAUAGUGAAAUCCAUGUAAUAGUAAAAAAAGAAAGUUAAAUUUCAUUAUUUUCGAAUAAAUAUUUUUUUCUGUUA
Messenger RNA from Eurytemora carolleeae, 1546 nucleotides. RefSeq names its product zinc finger protein 234. Lineage: Eukaryota; Metazoa; Arthropoda; Copepoda; Calanoida; Temoridae. Gene Ontology annotation, cellular component: nucleus. Bases 563 to 1510 code for a protein of 315 amino acids. The record is from RefSeq and is a predicted model, not a curated record. The transcript has 2 exons.